CUUCCAUUGGUAACAGUAACGCCCAGUCCCGGUUUUGCAGGCGCCGCGCCGUCCUCCUUUUCCUCUUCCCUUUCUCUCUCUCUCUAUCUCUCUCUUUCUCUUCUCCGGCGAAUUCAAUUUCACAACAUGUUGGAUUGUUCGCCAACUGUUCUCCCGGAAUGGCUAUCGGCGCUGUUGUCGGAGAAGUUCUUCAACGCCUGCAUAGCUCACGAGGACGCCCGGAAGAACGAAAAGAACAUUUUUUGCUUGGAUUGCUGCGAGGCCAUUUGCCCCCACUGCAUAACCCCUCACUCUCCUCACCGCCUCUUGCAGAUAAGGAGGUAUGUGUACCAUGAUGUUAUCAAGCUGAGUGAUGCUGAGAAGUUGCUGGACUGUGGUUUUGUUCAAUCUUACACUAAUAACAGUGCCAAAGUUGUGUUCUUGAACCAACGGCCAUUGUCGAGACCUUGCAGAGGGUCUGGGAACACAUGUCUGUUAUGUGACAGAAUGCUUCAACACCCAUAUUUAUUCUGCUCUAUCUACUGCAAGCUUCAGCAUCUUCUGAGAACUAAGUGCCAACUUUCUCAGUAUAUCCACAAAUGCGACUCUCUAACGCUGCAUGAAUUGGGUCUAGAGGACGGUCUGAUGACCCCCGACACGGUACUUGAACCGGUCGGUUCGGUCAGGACCGAUUCCGGCGGCAGCGGAAGCGCCGGCGCCGCCGUGGACUGCCGGGUACUUUGCAGCACUGCCACCACGGAGGUUGUGAGGAAGAAACGGAGUACCCAUUUCCGGUCCGAGCUUCGACCGGGUUGUGGUCCGGUUUGCGAGAUUUCGGUUUCCAUGAUGAACCGGAGGAAGGGUACCCCUCACCGGUCUCCGUUGUAUUGAUUUGUGUACGGAAGUGGAGUGGGCAGAAAAUGACGGAAUGGAGGGGAUGAAGGAUGGAUUAUACUGUUGGGAUAGAGGGGCAAAAUUGGAAAAUUGAAAAAAUUGUUUUUUGGUAAUCCCCAAUUUUUGUAGAAUUGCUGUAAUUCUGUCCUCUUUUUUACAGAGAUUUCCAUCAUCUAAUGGACUAUAAUACCCUAAUGAUUACUUACUAUUUA
Messenger RNA from Ipomoea triloba (trilobed morning glory), 1085 nucleotides. RefSeq lists its product as uncharacterized. NCBI's taxonomy places the organism in Eukaryota, Viridiplantae, Streptophyta, Magnoliopsida, Solanales, Convolvulaceae. Bases 127 to 870 code for a protein of 247 amino acids. Gene Ontology annotation, molecular function: zinc ion binding. The transcript has 5 exons. The record is from RefSeq and is a predicted model, not a curated record.